Molecule: messenger RNA, 1452 nt
Organism: Clarias gariepinus (North African catfish)
Lineage: Eukaryota; Metazoa; Chordata; Actinopteri; Siluriformes; Clariidae
Exons: 6
Coding region: 18-1346 (442 amino acids)
Source: RefSeq, a predicted model, not a curated record
UAAAGUCUCUUAAAGUCAUGGUACACAAGAAGAGAUCAAAUACACAAGAAGCAUCAGAAGAAAGUUUAAAAAAAGCAAAACCAUCUGAGGGCUGUGAGGAGGCUAAGCUCAAAGAUGCUGCUGAUCCAGAGAAACCAGCAGAAACAAUGGACAGUGUUACAGGCCGACAUGUAGCACCAACAUCUCCGCAAAAAUCUGAUUCAGAAACUCCAGUGUCUCGGCUGCCUUCUCACAGCCCUCCUUCUGGGGUAACGGGAACAUGCCCCAUGAGCUUUGGCGAGACAAAUGUCCUUGAAACCUCCUUGGAAACGUGUUCCCCUCCAGUAUCAGAAUCACCUGAGGCCGCUCCAACAUCAGUGAAAAAGAAAGACAUCGCAGGCAGUAAGAGAAAGAAAAAGAAAGACUCCAGCACUAACAACUCAGGCAGUAAGAGAAAUAGAAAUGAGGGAGACUCCAGCACUGACUGCUCACACAGAGAGAUAAAAAGAGCUCCACCAACAACCCAAGAGAAUGUGACAAACCAGAAUAAUGACGUGUGGGUUUUCCUCAACAUCAAAAAUAAGAAUGAAGUCGCUACUAUAGAUAUUUCUAAUAAAAACAUAUUAGAAUAUAUAAAAAAAAAUUAUAUUGAUAAUAAAAAGACAAAACAAGAAGAAACAUUAAAUACUGAAAAAAAAGAAGAUUUUUUACAAAUGAUUAUAAAAAAUACACUUAUUAAAAAUAAAUUUAAAGAGUUAAUGGAUAAUAAAGACAGGCAACAGGCUAUUGCUAUUUUCAAAAGGACAAAUAAUGAGAUUAAAGUAAUAGGCCCUAUUAUGUCACAGAGAAAUGAAAGGAAACACAGUGAGGAUUUAAUUAUUGAUGAAAUGAACAUGUUUGUAAAGAAAAAUAAUGACGUAUCUGAAAUUUGGAUAUACACAGUUAAUAAUCAGUGUUACGGGAGAAAAAAACACACUCCCUGCAUGUAUGAUUUAAUCCAGUUUUCAAAAGCACAUGAACAUAUUAAUAUAUAUGUUGGCUUUUCCCAAUAUUACGUCUUUAUUAAAAAAACGUGUAAUUUUUUUAAGAAUUUGGAAGAUUCAGCCCAGAAGUGUAAAGAUGUGGAUCAGGCAGGAUCAGAAACAUUAGAAGAGCUUCAGUCCACACUAAGAGGGGAAAUAAAAGAGAACUACGAGGAAGAUUUAGAGAAGAUUAAACCUGCGAACAGUCAGUGCACAGAUGAAAAUUUCAAUCGCGGUGUUGUUCUAGGCUUCUUACCAGUCAUUGAGGGCCUUUCGAUUCUGGAGUUUUUCAAGGUGGAUUUUGAGGAAUUAUUGGAAUGCUUAAACUUUGCCAAUGAAGAAUAACAGGGGAGGAAUUGGACAUGACUAAAUUAGGAAGAAAUAAAUUUCACAACUAAAUUAGGGAAAAAAUUGGGGGAAAAAUAAAAAAAUAAUAAAAAAAUAAAACUGA